Lycium ferocissimum is the source of this 1177-nucleotide messenger RNA. Its product is annotated as cytochrome P450 81E8-like. The transcript is spliced from 2 exons. The record is from RefSeq and is a predicted model, not a curated record. The coding region runs from base 145 to 1128 and encodes 327 amino acids. Gene Ontology annotation, molecular function: heme binding; monooxygenase activity; oxidoreductase activity, acting on paired donors, with incorporation or reduction of molecular oxygen. Lineage: Eukaryota; Viridiplantae; Streptophyta; Magnoliopsida; Solanales; Solanaceae.
UAUGCAACCACGUGCUUAGUUUCCUUUAACUCCUCGAGAUUUCAGAAUCUCAAAUACUAAAUAAUAUGGUUGACUUUGAGAAUACAGGUACUAAUACUAUGAUCUGUUGAACAAGUAGUGGAAGGAGUUUUGGCUUGCGGAGACAUGGAGCUAAUGUACUAUUACAUUCCAGGUCUCUUCACCAUCCUCCUCUUCGUCUUUUUUAAAUCAAAACAGCAUACAUUGAAGAACCAACCUCCAAGCCCGCCUUCACGUCCACUUUUUGGCCACCUUCACCUAGUGAAAGAGCCAGUGAAUCGAACUCUACAUGCCCUUUCUGCCAGGUACGGUGACAUAUUACUCCUACGAUUUGGAGUUCGAAAGGCCCUUCUCUUAACCCACCUUCAGCUGUUGAAGAAUGUUUCACCAAACCGUCCUUUUCGCCUUGCAGCUAAACACCUCAGUUACAAUUACACCACUCUUAGUGUAGCUCCCUAUGGGGACCACUGGCGCAACCUUAGGCGCCUAGCUGCAACAGAGAUUUUUUCUCCUUCUCGCAUUGCUAUGUUCACAAACACACGGAGAAAGGAAGUAAUGUUGUUGUUGAGUGAACUCAUGAAGAAAUGUGAAGUUGGUGGAGGAUUCUGUAAGGUGGAUUUGAAGUCAAAGUUUAUUGAGCUUGCAUUCAAUACACUUUCCAUGACUAUUGCUGGAAAAAGGUAUUAUGGGGAGAACGUGGAGGAUGACGAAGAGGCAAGAAAAGUUCAGUUCAUAAUGAGAGAGAUGCUGGUGAUGAGUGGAAACUCAAAUUUAGGCGAUUUCUUGCCAUUUCUUCAAUGGUUUGAUUUCAAAGGCUUAGAGAAAAAGUUUUCGACUUUGAUGAAAAAGCUUGAUGGAUUUAUGCAGGAUCUGGUAGAUGAACGCCGUAGAGUUUUCUUGGCAGCAGAUUGUGUUGCUGAGAAGACAAUGAUUGAUCACUUGUUAUCUCUGCAACAAAAGGAACCUUCUUAUUAUACUGAUGAGCUCAUCAAAGGAAUUGUUAUGGUAUUGAUCAUAGCAGGGACAGAUACAAUGUCAAUAAGCAUGGAGUGGGCAAUGGCUCUUUUCUUAACCAUCCAGAAGCAAUCAAGAAGGUCAAAGCUGAGAUAGACACUCACAUGCCACAGGACCGACUACUAAACGAAGAAGAUGUUCCUAA